Fulmarus glacialis (Northern fulmar) is the source of this 2177-nucleotide messenger RNA. RefSeq names its product rab proteins geranylgeranyltransferase component A 1-like. The coding region runs from base 1 to 2112 and encodes 703 amino acids. Gene Ontology annotation, biological process: intracellular protein transport; protein geranylgeranylation; small GTPase-mediated signal transduction. Lineage: Eukaryota; Metazoa; Chordata; Aves; Procellariiformes; Procellariidae. Gene Ontology annotation, molecular function: GDP-dissociation inhibitor activity. The record is from RefSeq and is a predicted model, not a curated record. The transcript is spliced from 15 exons. Gene Ontology annotation, cellular component: cytosol; cytoplasm; nucleus.
AUGUGGCUACCGAGGGUACCUGCGUGGGCAGCGCUGCGCCAGUGCCCCGGGGACUCGCAGGCCGCUCUAGGGUGGCUACUAAGACGUAAAUGUCAAGAUUGCUUAGAAAUAAAGGUGGCACGGAGGUACGGGGGUGUGGUGCGGGGCUUUACCUGGGAGGGGGAUCUCCACGAACUCUGUCCCUGUGAGCCGGGAGGCGGUUUGCCUGAAUCUAUUAUUGCAGCGGCAUGUGCCAGAAGUGGCCAGAGAGUUCUUCAUGUUGAUUCGAGAAAUUACUAUGGUGGAAACUGGGCCAGCUUUAGUUUUUCAGGAUUAUUGUCCUGGAUUAAAGAAAAUCAGCAAAAGACAGAUAUCAAUAAUGAAUGUGAAGACUGGAGAAAACUGAUCCUUGAGAAUGAAGAAGUUAUUUCUCUUAGCAAGAAGGAUAAAACUAUUCAACAUGUAGAAGAUUUCUGUUUUGGCGAUCAGGAUUCAGCUGAAGAUGUUGAAGAAGCUGGUGCAUUGCCAAAGCUGCCUGUCUUUGGAGCCUCUAGUGCUGAGGGGGUUGCUCAGGAGUCGGAAAAAGAGCACCCACCAAUGGAGAGCGCCUUGCCGGAGGCAGAGAGCCGGGAACCAGAAAAGGCUACAGGCACUGAGCCAGGAAGUGCAAUGGAAGGGAAUGAUAUGGAAAUAACUUCUGAGAAUGAAAGUUCUCAGAGUGCGGCUUUUGGCGAGUCUGCUCUGGAAUUGGGAAGAACUGAAGCUGCACCCUCAGAAAUUUCUGCCCAAGAACCAAAGAAAAUUACAUAUUCCCAAAUUGUUAGAGAAGGCAGAAGGUUUAAUAUUGAUUUAGUUUCUAAGUUGCUUUACUCCCGAGGUCUGUUAAUUGACCUUCUGAUUAAGUCGAACGUUAGCAGAUAUGCAGAAUUCAAAAAUGCGACACGAAUUCUUGCCUUUCGAGAAGGAAAAGUAGAACAGGUACCUUGUUCUAGAGCAGAUGUCUUUAACAGCAGACAGCUCACUAUGGUGGAAAAGAGAAUGCUAAUGAAAUUUUUGACAUUUUGUUUGGACUAUGAACAACACCCUGAUGAAUACCAAGACUACGAGAACAGUACAUUUGCUCAGUUCUUAAGAACACGGAAGUUAACACCCAGCUUGCAGCACUUCAUUCUUCACUCUAUUGCAAUGGUUUCAGAGGCUGAUUGCAGCACUCUUGAAGGUCUUCAGGCAACAAAAAAAUUUCUUCAGUGCCUUGGCCGCUAUGGCAAUACACCAUUUUUGUUUCCUCUGUAUGGUCAAGGAGAGAUUCCACAGUGCUUCUGCAGGAUGUGUGCUGUUUUUGGUGGUAUCUAUUGUCUUCGCCAUUCUGUGCAGUGCCUUGUAGUGGACAAAGAAUCUGGACGAUGCAAAGCUAUUGUGGAUCAUUUUGGACAAAGAAUAAGCGCUAACUAUUUUAUUGUGGAAGAUAGUUACCUUUCAGAGAGUGUAUGCACAAAUGUGUGUUACAGGCAGAUCUCCAGAGCAGUCCUCAUUACAGAUCAGACUGUACUAAACACAGAUUCAGAGCAGCAGGUUUCUAUUUUGACAGUGCCUCCAGUGGAUCUAGGAAAACCAGCAGUUUGCGUCAUUGAGUUGUGUUCCUCAACCAUGACAUGCAUGAAGGACAGUUACUUAGUCCAUUUAACCUGUCCAUCAACUAAAACUGCUAGGGAAGAUUUAGAGCCUGUUGUACAGAAGUUAUUCAACCUAAAUACAGAAAAAGAGACUGAAAAUGAAGAACUAGAAAAACCUAGAGUCCUCUGGGCAGUCUACUUCAACAUGAGAGAUUCUUCAGGAGUUGACAAAAAUUCAUAUGAUGGCUUACCCUCAAAUGUUUAUGUCUGUUCCGGACCAGACUGUGCUUUAGGAAAUGACUGUGCUGUCAAACAGGCUGAGACUAUUUUCCAAGAAAUGUUUCCUACAGAGGAAUUUUGCCCACCACCACCAAAUCCAGAAGAUAUUAUUUAUGAUGAAGAUGAGAUUGCGCCAGAAGAGUCUGGAUUCAGUAAUUCACCAGAGACAAAAUCUGAACCCUCAACUGAGGAAAGCAGUAGCGGAGGUAGUACUGCUUUUAAGAAAGAAGAUAAUGAGUAAUGGAUUAGCUCUGUUCUCUUAGCAAAAGAGGAGGUUGACCCAAACUAAAAUGUAAGGGAGGAAGG